Molecule: messenger RNA, 1479 nt
Organism: Quercus robur (English oak)
Lineage: Eukaryota; Viridiplantae; Streptophyta; Magnoliopsida; Fagales; Fagaceae
Product: mitochondrial uncoupling protein 4
Exons: 1
Coding region: 274-1254 (326 amino acids)
Biological process (GO): succinate transmembrane transport; malate transmembrane transport; phosphate ion transmembrane transport
Molecular function (GO): antiporter activity; succinate transmembrane transporter activity; sulfate transmembrane transporter activity
Source: RefSeq, a predicted model, not a curated record
ACUCUCUUGGCCUCAAAACACAAACAGAAACCCAUUUUUCUCUUACAUCAUAUGUCUCAAAGACCCAGUGUUCCUCACUCCUCCACCAUCGCCUUCGGCAUCCAUUCCCAUCUCCUGGUCUCCAGUGAGAUGAACCCCAGUUCCAACUGGUCCUAACUACACUUUUUGAUUCCCAUAUACGAAACUCUCAUUUCAUUCUAUCAGACGUUUUUAAUACUUAAAAAGUUCUCAUUUUUACGACGUCUGAUCUUAUUCCCAAUUUUACGCUUAAUUAUGGGUGUCAAGGGAUUUGUUGAGGGUGGCAUUGCAUCCAUUGUCGCAGGAUGUUCCACUCACCCACUAGAUCUAAUCAAAGUCCGCAUGCAACUCCAGGGUGAGAAAGUUCACGCGCCUAACCCACAGCCAAUCCACAAUCUCCGUCCGGCUUUCGCUUUCCACAACCUCCACGUUCCACACGCGCCAUCCCUCCCACUGCCACCGCCCCCACCUCCACGCGCUUCCGCGGGACCCAUUUCCGUGGGCAUGAAAAUCGUCCAAACCGAAGGCCUCGCCGCCUUGUACUCCGGCGUCUCCGCCACCGUGCUCCGCCAAACACUCUACUCCACCACCAGAAUGGGCCUCUACGACGUGCUCAAAACCAAGUGGGCCCACAAGGAAACGGGCCACCUCUCGCUGCCCCACAAAAUCGGGGCCGGCUUGAUAGCCGGCGCAAUCGGCGCGGCUGUUGGGAACCCAGCCGACGUGGCGAUGGUUCGAAUGCAAGCCGACGGUCGGCUCCCAAUGGCUCAGCGCCGAAACUACAAGGGCGUGACCGACGCUAUCUCCCAAAUGGCCAAGCAAGAAGGCGUGGCCAGCUUGUGGCGCGGCUCGGCUCUAACGGUAAACCGAGCCAUGAUCGUGACGGCUUCGCAGCUAGCCUCGUACGACCAGUUUAAGGAAAUGAUAAUCGAGAACCACGUCAUGAACGACGGUCUCGGGACGCACGUGACGGCGAGUUUCGCGGCGGGUUUCGUGGCUUCCGUUGCGUCGAAUCCGGUCGACGUGAUCAAGACGCGUGUCAUGAACAUGAAGGUGGAGCCCGGGUCGGUCCCACCGUAUAAUGGGGCCCUAGAUUGUGCUCUGAAGACUGUGAGAGCUGAGGGACCCAUGGCCCUUUAUAAAGGGUUUAUUCCCACAAUUUCUAGGCAAGGGCCUUUUACUGUGGUUCUGUUUGUGACACUUGAGCAAGUUAGGAAGUUGCUUAAGGAGUUUUGAAAAAUUUAUGGUUUUUGAUUUAAAAAAAAAAAAUGAUGUUGACGAAGAAUGCAGGGAAUUUAGAGGUCUACUACUACAACUACUUUGAAUAAAUCAUAUGAUUUUUUAUAUCAAUUUUUGUAGUAGAGGAUUUUAUGGUUUAUCAAAUUGGGUUGUUGUUUUAAUAUUUGUUAUUUGAGUAAUGCUUUGUUUUUUAAUUAAUAAAAUUUUUGUUACUUUUUGCAA